Chelmon rostratus (copperband butterflyfish) is the source of this 3348-nucleotide messenger RNA. RefSeq names its product transmembrane protein 106Bb (gene tmem106bb). The transcript has 8 exons. The coding region runs from base 67 to 867 and encodes 266 amino acids. The record is from RefSeq and is a predicted model, not a curated record. NCBI's taxonomy places the organism in Eukaryota, Metazoa, Chordata, Actinopteri, Chaetodontiformes, Chaetodontidae.
AUAAAACUGCAUGACCAACGAGCAGCUGUCGUCUACUAAACAGAAGGGUCACAUUCAGGUGUGACUAUGGGGAAGUCUUUUUCCCACCUCACUAAGCUAACAGGCCAAGGUGAGGGUCAGGACAGCCUGACCUCUCCUCUGGAGGACACACAAACUGAGGACGGGAAGGGUGGUGACGUCUCCCAGUUUCCCUAUGUGGAGUUCACAGGACGGGACAGUGUGACUUGUCCGACAUGCCAGGGCACCGGGAGGAUUCCCCGAGGACAAGAAAACCAACUUGUGGCAUUGAUUCCGUACAGUGACCAAAGGCUGCGGCCCAGGAGGACGAAGUUGUAUGUUUCAGCAUCUGUGGUGGUCUGCCUGCUACUGUCCAGUCUGGCUGUGUUCUUCCUCUUCCCGCGCUCCAUUGAUGUGUCCUACGUUGGGGUGAAGUCCGUUUUUGUCAGCUACGACCAAGACAAGCGCAGCGUCUAUCUCAACAUCACGAACACUCUCAAUAUCACCAACAACAACUACUACUCCGUGGAGGUGGCCAAUAUCACAGCUCAGGUGCAGUUUGCCAAGACGGUGAUUGGUAAAUCUCGCAUCAGUAACACCACUGCCAUCAGUCCUCUGGACAUGAAACAGAUAGAUUAUAUGGUCCCCACCAUCCUCGCAGAUGAGAUGAACUACAUGUAUGACUACUGCACUCUGCAAACCAUCAAGGUCCACAACAUUGUCCUCAUGAUGCAAGUGACCGUCACCACGACAUACUUUGGUCAUGCGGAGCAGGUGUCUCAGGAGAUGUACCAGUACGUGGACUGUGGAGGAAACACCACCUCUAUCAGAGGGACCAAGACGUUCAGCAUCCCACAUCCCGCUGAGUAACCCCUCCACUGUCCUCCUCACCGGCCCCACAUCGGGGUCUGUGUUUUCCCUUCUCCUCCACCUGCGCUCUCUAACAAACUGCUGUUGUCACAAAACCACAAUGUUUCCUAGAAAAAAAUUCACGUAAAAUAAGAAAAUUAUGUUGGGGGAGCACUUUGCAAUCACGUAGUUGAAUGUUUUGAGCUGUUUGCUUGAUCAGCUGCAGCAAUGACAAUUCAGUUCACCUCCCUUGUUUUCUUCUUGAGCUGCAAGUGAGUAUGUUGACAGCUUCUUGAGGUGAUGCUGAUCAGCAAUUUUAUUUUCCACCACUCUCUGGACACAUAGAGCAUAGUUACCGUCACAUUUUAGGCCUCAAGGUAACAGAGCAUCAGUGAAUUGUCUCAUUUUGUCAAGAUAGUAAAUGAUGUUUUUGUGUUGCUCAAACGUCUUUCUCUACAGUCUUAUUCCACUGUCACUGCUUUAAUACUUGGUUACUUCCUGAGGUGGGGCUGGGUAUUUCCAAUCCCUAGUUUGAAGAGUAUAAAUGUUUCUAUGUUUUGUCUAGCAAAAUAUGCCAAACUAUAAAGUGUAUCAGUGUUUGAAAUGACCAACUUAAAUGCAGGACAGUUUUCAAUAAGCAAUUCUAUGGACGUAUUUCAGACAGAAGUCCAAAAAUCUUGAAGUUUCAUACGUGGAUGAAGUGGUCUGUAAUAUUAAGUUUGGGCUUACUACUGAUCAUUUCAAUGAUCAUCUUAAAAAACCUAUUAUAAGCUUGGUAUCUUUACACUGAAGUGGUCACAGAGAAAAUGAGUUUUAAGCAUUUCCUGCUUCACAGAAUGAAAGUAUCAUUGAUAUGAUUCAGUAUGGGAUUAGAUUUCUUUCCAACAACACUGAAGUGGCAUCAUAAUUUCAAUUAUUGUGACAUCACUGUAGUUUUUAGAUUCCACUCUUGUGUUUGUUAUAAACCGUGAUCUAUGAUUUCUGAUUUUCCAGUUGUGUUAAAAGCAACAAAAGAACUUGAUAGAGAUACCUACCAAACUUUAUAAGUUGAUUUAAAAUGCAUUUAAACUGCAGUUUAAAGUUCUCUAAAGCGUGUUCCUCCACCACAGUGUGUUAGGCUCUAUGGAGAAGGACCUACAGAAGGUGGUGUCGUUGCAUGCUUAAGAGUAUUCAGACACUGCUGUGUGUGAUUCUGAGAUAAGCUCGUGUUGUUCAUAAUGUUUCUCUCUGGCUGCACUGUCCGCUAUGAAUUGUACAAUCUGCUGUUUUACGCACAGGUACAUUAAUUAUAUUGCUGUUUUUUUUGUCUCCAACUUUCUAAUGAAAUGAAGACACUCCUCGUAGGCUGCAGUCAGACCUCUGCGUGUUCCUGUGAUCUAGUUUGUCUAGCUUGUCUGGCUUGAGACAUUUUGGGAAAUAUGCUUUCUUACCUUUUUACCAAUAGUCAGAUGAGAAUUUUGAAUCUAAUAUUUGCUAUUUGAAGAUUUAAGGCCCCCCCACACCAGCAUUUAGAAACAAAGCCAUUUCAUUUCAACAGAAUGCCCGCAGUGUUUGAAUUUGCUUGUGGGAGUAAAGUAAAUCUUUGUACGUCUUUCACAAGUCAACUUUGAUGAACGUUAACAUUUGCUUUUGCACUCCUAAACAGCAAACUUACCUUAACAAGGCUGAUCUUUAAUUUAAUGGUGAGCUGGGAAGUCAUCAUAGCCUGUUAGCUGUGUGGCGCCACAUGCUCCAUAUAAUGCUAGUGAAGUAAAAACUGCUCAACAAAAGAGGCAUGGUUUGUAGACAGUUCUGAGACUCGUUUAUUAUCGUGACCGAGCUAUUAAUUAGACACGGCUCGGCUGGUUAGCACCCGGUUAGCUCACUAUGCCUCCAGCACCACCUGUUCCAGAUUCCAUUGUGUCGCUUUCUGGUGUGACCAGGCCAGAACUCCCCUUUAGACAAAGGAAGAAAAAGUAUACGAUGCUGCACAGAGUGUGCAAAGAGUGUGAGUGCACUAGUUCUUGGCAGUACAAGCAAAAUUAUUUGACAGAUAGUCUUAAAUUAGCUCUCGAUUUUUCACUUAAGAGGAACACUAGGCUAGCAGUUCCCCCAUAUGUCCAGUGUUUGCGCUAAGCUAGAAAGAAACAUGUCCUCAGCCCAUCUCUGUACUGGCCACACAGAGAUGAAACAGAAAAAGUCUUCUUGUCUUUAUCUGAGUACAGUGGUGAACAAGCGCAUUUCCUUAAAUGUUGGACUGCUGUAGGACUGCAUCUAACACUGAUUUUAUUUAUUGAUUAAUCUGUCUAUCCAAAUUCUUGGGCAUUCCUUUUUCGAAAACAACUGGUCAAUUCCUAUCACCGUUUAGGUUUUCAAUAUGUUUUAAGCUGUUCUACAUUGGAAAUCAAAUUUCCGAGUAUUGAUUCUAUUUCACACGUCAGAAGCAAUGCAGACAUGUGGACAGAUCAUCGACCACUGAAGCCUUUAGGUUGAUUAAUCAUGAAGGGCUUUUUUUUUUGUUAU